Molecule: messenger RNA, 3336 nt
Organism: Annulohypoxylon maeteangense
Lineage: Eukaryota; Fungi; Ascomycota; Sordariomycetes; Xylariales; Hypoxylaceae
Product: calcium-transporting ATPase sarcoplasmic/endoplasmic reticulum type
Exons: 4
Coding region: 130-3123 (997 amino acids)
Biological process (GO): calcium ion transmembrane transport; intracellular calcium ion homeostasis
Cellular component (GO): membrane
Molecular function (GO): ATP hydrolysis activity; ATP binding; P-type calcium transporter activity
Source: RefSeq, a predicted model, not a curated record
AAUUGCGUAUUGCGUGCUUGUCGAAGGUACUCACUAACACGCCUCCCCCUGACAUCCCACUAUAUUUUGUUUGGUUCUAUCUGAAAAAUAAGCUACGGCCAUAAGAACCCCCCACCUACGCCGACUGUCAUGGAGAGCGCAUUUGCGAAGCCUAUCCAUGAGGUCUUGGCCAAUUUCAAGGUAGACGCAAAGACAGGCCUCACAGACCAGCAGAUCAUUGAGUCACGGAAUAAAUAUGGCAAGAAUUCUAUUCCAGAAGAGCCUCCCACUCCUCUAUGGGAGCUCAUCCUCGAACAAUUUAAAGACCAACUGGUUAUAAUAUUACUAGGAUCAGCUGUUGUAUCUUUUGUCUUAGCUCUCUUCGAAGAAGAGACUGGUUGGAGCGCAUUUGUAGAUCCCUUGGUCAUCCUUACCAUUCUCAUUCUCAAUGCGGUUGUCGGUGUAUCCCAAGAAAGCAGUGCCGAAAAGGCAAUCGCCGCGCUCCAGGAAUACUCUGCGAAUGUUGCUAGUGUGGUCAGAAACAAUGGACACGUCUUGCGCGUCAAGGCUGAAGAGUUGGUUCCCGGCGACAUUGUCUCGGUGUCGGUUGGUGAUAGGGUCCCUGCCGACUGUCGUGUUAUUGCGAUCGAAAGUAACAACUUCGCUAUGGACCAGGCUAUCUUGACCGGCGAAAGCGAGAGCGUGGGAAAAGAUCAUACUGCCGUCGUGAAAGAUGAUAAGGCAGUGCUCCAGGAUCAGGUCAACAUGCUUUUCUCGGGGACAACUGUCGUAACAGGUCGUGCCAAGGCGGUCGUUGUUCUGACUGGGUCUAACACUGCGAUUGGCGACAUUCAUGAGAGUAUCACUGCUCAAAUUUCGGAACCUACCCCGUUGAAGCAAAAGCUGAACGAUUUUGGCGAUUCGUUGGCAAAGGUUAUUACGGUUAUCUGUGUUCUUGUGUGGCUUAUUAACAUCCCGAAUUUUGCGGAUCCAAGUCAUGGAAAUUGGACUAAAGGCGCUAUCUACUACUUGAAGAUUGCCGUCUCUCUUGGUGUUGCGGCGAUCCCUGAGGGCCUCGCUGUUGUGAUUACGACAUGCUUAGCCUUGGGAACACGCAAGAUGGCCGCGAAGAAUGCUGUUGUCCGAAGUUUGCCAUCCGUGGAGACCUUAGGCAGCUGCAGUGUUAUUUGCUCAGAUAAGACCGGAACUCUCACUACAAACCAGAUGAGUGUAAGCAAGAUCGUAUACAUAAACGAAAACGGCACCGACCUAGACGAACUUGACGUCGAGGGUACUACGUUUGCUCCGAAGGGAAGCAUCACGCGUAACGGCAAGGCUGUGAAGGACCUCUCUCAAAGUUCAAGCACGAUCCGACAGAUGAACGAGGUAGCAGCUCUAUGCAACGAUGCUCGGCUCGUGUAUGAUGCCCGAUCUGGUACUUUCUCUAACGUAGGGGAGCCUACCGAAGGAGCUCUAAGGGUCCUAGCCGAAAAGAUUGGACCAUGCGCGCCUGCGAAUUCGAACCCCGACGACUGCAUUCACCAUGCUAGCGCUUGGUAUGAAUCCAAAUUUCCUCGAUUGGCUACUUACGAGUUCUCCCGUGACCGGAAGAGUAUGUCUGUCCUCAUUCAAGCCGGCGAUCAGCAGAAGCUUCUUGUUAAGGGUGCCCCUGAAUCUAUUAUCGAGCGCUGCACACACACUCUCGUUGGCGCAGAUGGCAAGCGUGUCCGUAUCAAUGAUAAGCUCCACUCUCUACUCAUGAAGGAAGUCGUCGAAUAUGGUAACCGUGGAUUACGAGUUAUUGCCCUAGCCAGUGUAGACGAUGUCGGAUCCAACCCCUUACUUCGGAACGCCAAGUCGACAGCCCAAUACGCCCAACUAGAGCAGAACCUCACCCUGCUAGGUCUCGUCGGCAUGCUUGAUCCUCCUCGACCAGAAGUCCCUAGUGCCAUCAAGAAAUGUAAAGCUGCAGGAAUCAGGGUUGUCGUGAUCACCGGUGAUAAUCGCAACACAGCUGAGAGCAUCUGUCGUUCAAUCGGUGUCUUUGGAGAAUACGAGGAUCUUAAGGGUAAGAGUUACACUGGCCGAGAAUUCGAUAACCUGAGCCCCGGCGAGCAGCUUGACGCGGCGAAGAACGCAUCCCUUUUCUCUCGCGUUGAACCUAGCCACAAGUCGAAACUCAUCGAUCUCCUUCAGUCUCUUGGCGAGGUUGUAGCUAUGACAGGUGAUGGCGUUAACGAUGCUCCGGCUCUCAAGAAGGCGGAUAUUGGUGUUGCAAUGGGCUCCGGCACUGAUGUUUCGAAGCUGGCUGCUGAUAUGGUGCUCGCCGAUGACAAUUUCGCAACUAUUGAAGUUGCUAUUGAAGAAGGUCGAUCCAUCUACAACAACACGCAACAAUUCAUCCGGUAUCUCAUCUCCUCCAACAUCGGAGAGGUCGUCUCAAUUUUCCUCACUGCUGCCCUUGGCAUGCCAGAGGCUCUUAUUCCUGUCCAACUCCUAUGGGUCAACCUCGUCACCGAUGGUCUACCCGCCACAGCAUUGUCUUUCAACCCUCCCGACCACGAUAUUAUGAAGAGACAGCCGCGUAAGCGUGAUGAAGCGCUUAUUGGCGGCUGGCUAUUCUUUCGAUACCUGGUGAUUGGUACAUACGUCGGUAUCGCUACUGUGGCCGGAUAUGCUUGGUGGUUCAUGUAUAACCCUGAAGGACCUCAGAUCACUUUCUACCAACUUUCGCAUUUCCACCGAUGCUCUUCUGAAUUUUCGAGCAUUGGAUGUGAGAUGUUCAGCAACGAUAUGUCUAAGGCGGCAUCCACGAUAUCCCUCUCUAUCCUCGUCGUCAUCGAGAUGCUGAACGCUAUGAACGCUCUAUCCUCCAGCGAGUCUCUAUUGACCUUGCCACUCUGGGAAAACAUGAUGCUCGUCUAUGCCGUCGGACUAUCGAUGGCGCUCCACUUUGCACUUCUCUACACUCCUUUCCUUCAGGGUCUAUUCUCAAUCUUGCCCCUGAACUGGAUGGAGUGGAAAGCGGUGCUUAUUAUCAGCGCCCCAGUCAUUCUCAUAGAUGAAGUCUUAAAGGCUUUCGAGAGACAGCUCUUCCUCCAAAAGACGACGAGCGAAGAUAAGGAGUCUAAGAAGGAAACGUAACCGGACAUAGACCUGGUUUCUAGAUACUAGACUAGACUAGAUGUACUAUAUAGCUUGUAUGUGCCUAAAUGGCUGUGCACGAUCACGAGAAACACUAUGAAUUCAUGAAAAAUUGUUGAUCUGAUAUAAUUGUCUUGUCAUUGAUACCCUUGAACAUGGUACUAUCUAAAAUGAUAGUACAACGAUGGGUUCUCUUCGGCAUCGCAUGUAUGC